AUGAAGUUCUUCACUGCACCUAUCGUUGCUUUGACACUUGCCGCUUGUGCUCUAGCCCAGAUUAGAGUCAGCCUCAACCCGUUCACCGAGACCGACAGAAUGUGCACCGGAAUCAAUCAUUAUGAACGGAGGCAGACCUCCCUAUACUCUUGUGUGCCAAUUCACGUCCACGUUGUUGGUUCUGGUCGUGCUACUGGAGAUUCUCCGACUGUCACAGUUGCACCGGGAAUGGGAUUUCCCAAAAUCCAUGUGAUAGAAUUUGCGAGCAACGUUGCAACACUGUUACAAGCUCGAUUUGAGCUGCAUAGACUAAUUGCUGAUCUUGGUGAGGUCGUCGAAUUACAUCAAGCUACCCUGCAACUUCUCCCUAACAACCAUUCAAUUACUCCUCGACCCUCGACCGCUACAUCGUGGUUCACAUCAUUUAAUCGCUCUUUGUCUCUGAACAGCCUUGCGAAUGCCCUCCAAACUCGAUUCGAACAGCAUUGGCAGGCUGCAGACAUUGAUGAAGCAAUUGAGCAUAACCGUGCUGCCCUCCUGCUAUGCCAAGACAGCCAUCCAAAGCAUUCGAAUGUUGCUCGAACAGCCAUCCCCACCUACCAUACUGCUGAGCACACCCAUGAUAGUGCACACGAUGAAGCCUGGCAGCCACGACGAUGCGAUUUGACGGGGGCUUGUAAGCAUGAUCGGCCCGAUGUGGAAAUACGAUAA
This is a messenger RNA of Fomitiporia mediterranea MF3/22, 711 nucleotides long. RefSeq lists its product as uncharacterized. The record is from RefSeq and is a predicted model, not a curated record. NCBI's taxonomy places the organism in Eukaryota, Fungi, Basidiomycota, Agaricomycetes, Hymenochaetales, Hymenochaetaceae. The transcript is spliced from 7 exons. Bases 1 to 711 code for a protein of 236 amino acids.